AGGCGAUAUCACGUCAGGUCAAUAAAAUAUGCACCGUUCUGGAGGCGAUGGCAGGAAAACAAAUAUUUUCCAAAACAUUAAACCAGUUAGCGAGGUCCCUUGCUUCGUUGAGACCUUCUCCAUGGGAUAAAGUAUGCCGACUACAGAGCUUUUGUCCAGUGGAAAACCAACAGGGUGUAUAUGUUAUAGACCAGAGGGGACAAGAUGCAGUGGUUGCACUUGGUAUUUACUUUUUAGAGUCAGGGCUUCAGUAUAAAGACAGACUAGUUCCCUACUUCCUGGAUGUAUUAAAAGGUUUACCGAAGGCUCAGUGGAUCAGUGCCCCUGAUGGCAUCAACAAGUAUAGACUUCCCCAGUCUGAAUGUUUCAGUUUUGCUCUCAGUACAAUACUCAGUGAUGUGGCAUUACAAGAUCCAGAAUCCAGAGAUAAGAUCAUUUCCACACAACUGGAGGUCAUGGAGUCUCUUUGUGCAAUGUGUGAAGGAAAGAAGGAAAUCCGCAAAGAUACCUUAUGUAGUUGCAUUGUGCCAAUCUUACUUGGAUUGUCUCGAGCUCUUGGUAGAUCUAGCGAUGAAAGAGAAUCUCUGAUAUCCCAGCUGUUUGCUCCUGAUAAGCCUGUACCCUGUCAAACAACAGCACAAGUGAAAGAUGAAGGCGGGAAAAGUUUCACCUCAUUCCGACCAAUUUUACCACGAACGUUGUCCACACACAUGAUCGGAACGCCUGACACACCUUCAACACCCUCUGGACUCUCAGACUACUUUGACACACACAGAGAAAGAACACCCUCGCCUAACUUGGCGUCUCCUGUGAAAACUCCAUCAGCUCCGGUCAAAAUAGAAAAUCCAGAUUUGAAACUGAUAUAUUUUGAUAGAUGGGGAUCAAGUUUUACAAAGAUUCGGCCAUGGGGAUUUGAAAUCAUUCCGGAACAGGAACAUUUAGUAUUUACAAGCAGUCAUUUAAGGAGGCUUUUUGAUACAGCCAAAAGAUUAUUGGACAAGACACUCUUGAAGAGACUGGAUGAUUUCCUUGAAGAUGCUCACUCAGAAAGUGAGAAUGGUUUGAUGUCUAAAUUUGUAUACCAGACAUUCAGUGAGGUACUUACUCUAGUGUUAGUCACAGCAUUAAGGGAUAUCAUGGAACAAGAGGAAGAGCUACCAGAUACGUUUAUGGAUGAGGUAGAAGGGUAUGUAAAGCAGAUGUGGGGAGCCAUUCAACAGGACUUAGAGAAGAGGCCGGCGCACAGCAGUAAGGACAUGAGAAAUCGUGUAGAUGUCAGCCCAUAUGAACUUCUUGUUUACAGCGGUGCUGCUUGUAUAGAUCUCAUGUUCUGGUCUGUGAGGGAGGAGUCAGAUGCGGAGAACUUGUGUUUGCAGCUUACAGAGAAAAUCUCAACAAAUACAGAAAAAAGGCUCCUUCUUUCUCAUGCUCCAAUACUUCUUGUUGGUUUAGAGUCUAUUGGUAAACUUGCAGUCAAGUUUCCAAACCUAGCUUCAUCGAUGGUAUCAUCACUGCGGGACUUUCUUGUGACACCAUCUCCAAUACUCAGCAAACUGAACAAGUAUGCCAACCCGAGCGCACGUGCAAACAUAACAAUCACUGUGACUGAUGAAACACGAAGCAGUCAAAGGAAGCCAGGACCUACUGAUAAAUUAACGAAGGCAUUACAGAAUGUUUUAGAUUGUGCAAUAAUGAAUAUAUGCAGGGCAUUAAAGGCGGGUUUAGCAGUAGAUCCACAAUGUGUUCAAGCAUUUCUGGCAUCCAUAUCCAACCGACUGUACCGGGCAGAAAUGAGUGAUAGGCCAAAAUUGAGUGCAGAGGAACGUUGGAGCCAGUUAAAAAUAGUAAUGAAGUUUAUACGUCCUGCGGGCUACAAGAUCAAACCUGAAGAUUUAGAAAGGGAGUCAACAUUGAUUUCUACCAACACGAUUCUGACGCUAGGACAUGUUGCGGUUUCUCUAAGGGACACGCCAAAGACAGUAGAAUCUGUACUACAGAUAUUUCAGCAACGGUUCUGUUCUCCACCGUCAGCUCUUGAUGUACUCAUUGUUGAUCAGCUCGGAUCUAUGAUCAUGGCAGGAUGCACAUGUAUAUAUCAGGAGGUGAUGGCAAUGUUUACACAGAUCAGCAUACUUAGCAGUAGUCCAUACACAAACUCUGAAAAGGAUGAAAAAGUGAAGGGUUACAGGCAAGUGUCAUCAGCUGUGAUCAAUGCAUUUGCCAACAUUGCCGCAAACAUCACAGGGGAGGAUAAUCAACAAGAUUUCCUUAUAAGGGUACUUGAACUGUUUGUUAACCUGGGACUGGAGGCAAAGAGAGUCAGUGAAAAACAUUCAGGACUCAUGAAGGCAUCAAGCAGUGCUGGAAAUCUUGGAGUUUUGAUUCCAGUGAUAGCAGUGUUGAUGAGAAGGAUGACGACCAUUAUUGAUCCCAAACAGAGAUUACAGAAGUUAUUCAGGGAUUUCUGGCAGUACUGUGUCGUGUUUAGGUUUGCCGAUGACACGGGUUUGUGGCCGCAUGAGUGGUACGAGGGUGUUUGUGAGAUUGCCAUCUCAUCCCCGCUUCUUAUCUCUGAAGGUCAUCUAAGAUCGGAGCUGUUGUUCAAUGUGGCAUUAAAGAAUGAUACUGUCUCACUGGCAGAGUUGAAUGACCUGAGAAGUAACAUAUGCUCCUGGUUGGGCAAUAACCCUGACGUCGACCAGUAUGUGAAGAACCUAACAUUCUCACAGUGUACAUAUCUACUGUCUGUCUUCAGGCUGGAAGUUUUAAGGGUGACACACUCUGAUGAUCCGAGAGCAUUCCAUGGACUGUUUCGUUACCUAGAGGACAAUGUUAUACACAAAGACAAAGCUGGUAUGUGGUUUUGUAUACAAGCAGUGGCAGAUAAAACUUUUGAGAAAUUCCUUGAUGUUGCAUCAGAAAGGGAGCGUACAGAUGAGCGUGAACAGGAACUAGAGAUGCAUGCACAGUUCUUGCUGGUCAAGUUCAACCAUGUUCACAGACGUAUCAAGAGAGUCGGUGACAAAUAUUUUACUGGACUUAUAGACAAGUUUCCACAUUUACUUUGGAGUGGAAAUGUUCUGAAGACAAUACUAGAUUUACUGCAGUUACUGUCCAAGUCUCUCGAAAUGGAUCCACAUCAACAUGCCCCAGACUUUCAAGUACCAGGAACAGAUUAUGUUCUCAGAGUGAAGGAUAACAUGGUUGACAGAGAGAGAACAGUCAAAGACUUUGCUACACAGAGCUCAAGAAUUCUACAGGAGGCCAUGAAAUGGGCACCUCAGACAACACGUUCCCAUCUAACAGAAUAUUUACUGGAAAUGGAGAACACCUCCCAGGGCCUCUUUCAGCAUAGUGGUCUUGCUCUGGCAACUGAAAGUGUGCUAAAUUAUGCUGGAUAUAACAGAAGUGCAGCUGCACUUGGGAGCUCUACUUUAGAGAGACGUCCAAAGUGUGUCACUACAGACAGUUCAAGUUUCAUGGCAAAUCUGAGUCUUCGAAGCAGGUUUAUGGGAGAGAUAUCUGGUAUGCGAAGUAUCUGCAGUGACGACGAGCUGGUAAAGUUACUCUGUGAUCGACUAGAAAAAGCCUGUCAGGAUACCGAUGUAGAGCAGUGUAAGCAAGCAAUGUUCAGAGUCAGCUCCCUGCUUAUCUGUAUGGAAGAUAUAAACAAAGUCUUGUUGCAUGCUCUAUGUUGGACUCCAGUGAAACAUUUCACCAAGAUGACAAUGAAAGCAGCUGUUGCAUGCUGGGAAUGGCUUCUUGCUGCCAAACCACGGUGGAGUGUCGAGUUUCUUUGUGAGAUGGCUGCAGCAUGGCAGUUAACAAUUGAUAAGAAAUUAGGGAUAUUCCGUAAUGAUAAACCACGUCCUGACCCACUCGCCAAGACAGAGGGACAGGUUCUCCAUCCAGAUGCCCCUUAUGUGGAUCCUCACAAUAUUUGGGUGAAGUUUUUACAAGAGCGUCUAGAAAUUGCUCGGUAUAGCAGCGUGAAUGAGGUGAACAUAUUUGUUACAUUGAUCAACAAGUCUUUGCUACUUGGUGUUGGCAGAAAUCCUUCAAUGAUAUCCAGACACCCAGCAGCCAUGGGAGCUAGACUGGGAUUAUUACAUAUGGGGCUAAACUUGCUACAAGGAAACAAUUUACCUAACAAUAUCAGUAAAGGAGUUCUCCGAGAGAGGGUCUACAAUACAGCACUUGACUUCUAUGCAGGCCCUGUGAUAUGUCCUACACAACGAGGGUCAGAUUUGAGGGAAGAUGUUAUGACAUGUGUCAAUUUCUGGCAAGCUGUACACAUGGACAAGAAAUAUCUCAACGUGAAUAUAUUUCCUCCGCCUGCAGAAGACAAAGUGAUGGACGACUUUUCUAGCAUUAACCAGAUGACGAUAUCUAGUAGUCAGUCCAAAAAAUGGCUUAUGUCCAUUAACAGUGGUGUAUCCACAUACUCUAAAAGAACUACAGUGGCAGUAGUACCAGAAGAUGGUUUGCUUCUAUUAAGCAGUAGGAAAGCUACACAGCAGAACAACACUUACCUGAAGGAUUAUAUCAGGAAGAGGAAUCUCUUACUCACGUUACUGGCUAGUACUAUAGAAUUGUUCACAACAUGGCAUAACCCGAUGGAGCUACCUGAACUAAAGGUAGCAGAAGAAGAGAAAGCUUUUAUUUGGAAUACUGGCAUCACAGAGAGACAGUGGCGGGAUUAUGCUAGACUUGCCUGGGAAAUAUCACCAGUCCUCGCAGUUUUCUUUCCUUCAAGGUUUCGUAGCUCAGAAGCUCUCAAAGUUGAAGUAACAAGACUAGUUCGGAACAAUCCGAUAGCUGUUAGUAACAUUCCCGAGGCUAUAAAAUUUGUAGUUACUCCAAGCAGUGUGGAGGUUGACGCAUCUGAGUUAAGCCAGAUAUUGACAUGGUGCCCUAUCUCGCCACUAGUAUGCCUGUCCUACUUUUCAAGACUGUUUCCACCCCACCCACUCACAGCACAGUGUGCAGUGAGACAGCUACGAGGAACACCUACGGAAGCAUUGUUGUUCUACAUUCCACAGUUGGUACAAGCUGUCAGAUAUGAUUCUAUGGGUUAUGUGACAGAUUUUAUCCGCUGGGCAGCAAAGAGUUCCCAGUUGUUGGCUCAUCAGUUACUGUGGAACAUGAAAACCAACAAGUUUCGAGAUGAAGAGGGACUAGAGAAAGAUGCUGAGAUUGGAGAGCAGUUGGAGACAUUGAUGCAAGAGAUCCAGGACCAGCUGUCUGGCUCGGCUCUAAAUUUCUACCAGAGAGAGUUCGACUUCUUUGGACAAAUCACUGAUAUUUCUAGGAUUAUCAAGCCAUUCCCUAAAGGUCCUGAGAGAAAGAAGGCAUGUUUAGAUGCUUUGAGUAAAAUCCAGUUACAACAAGGAUGUUAUCUGCCAUCCAAUCCUGAGGCCAUAGUGAAGGAGAUAGAUUAUAAAUCUGGAACACCCAUGCAAAGUGCUGCAAAAGCACCAUUUUUGGCCAGGUUCAAGGUGAAACCAUGUGGUAUACAUCAGUUAGAGGACCUGGGUUUGAGUAAUACAGAAGAUGAAGAGUAUAACAGGCAGCACUCCACGGCUAUGGUAUGGCAGGCAUGUAUCUUCAAGGUGGGGGAUGAUGUGAGACAGGACAUGCUAGCUCUACAAGUGAUCAGUCUAUUCAAGAACAUAUUUGAGCAGACAGGGCUAGAUCUAUAUCUUGCUCCUUACAGAGUUGUGGCUACGGCACCAGGGUGUGGUGUUAUAGAGUGUGUUCCGGACAGUAAGUCACGUGACCAGAUAGGGAAAGUUACAGAUAUCAGUUUAGAUCAGUAUUUUAUACAGAAGUAUGGUGAUCAGGAUUCUCCAACAUUCCAAGAUGCACGAAGAAAUUUCAUUAUGAGUAUGGCAGCUUACAGUUUGAUCAGUUUCCUCCUACAGAUAAAAGACAGACAUAAUGGAAAUAUCAUGAUAGACAGUGCUGGACACAUUAUUCAUAUAGAUUUUGGGUUCAUGUUUGAGAGUUCACCGGGAGGCAAUCUAGGCUGGGAACCAGACAUGAAGCUUACAGAUGAGAUGAUAAUGAUCAUGGGAGGAAAAAUGGAGGCGGAACCAUUCCAGUGGUUCAUGGAACUAUGUGUACAAGGAUACUUAGCUGUCAGACCAUAUCAAGAUGAUAUCAUAUGUCUGGUGUCUCUGAUGUUGGAUACCGGGCUGCCAUGUUUCCGUGGACAGACAAUCAAACAGUUACGUCAGAGAUUUACACCAGACUCCAACGAGAAGGAAGCAGCUAAAUACAUGACAGAAAUUGUGAGGAAGUGCUACCUAAGUUGGUGGGCCAAGUCGUAUGAUGCUAUACAAGCUGCCCAACAAGGGAUCUUUCAUUGAUUACUGUAUAAAUGGUCAAGUUAGCGACGUGGAAAUAUUAGCGUUUUUCACGAAAUGACAAAAUUCACUGAUAUUUCCUUCAGCGUGAAUAUCAGCCAACCAGCAUAACAAAUAUACCAUAACACUGGUAGUUAAUGGGAGAAUUUGAUUCUAACAAUGGUGUAAAAAACUGAUAAUAUUACAUGUAUGCACAUUGUAUACAUAGCAAAAUUAGUGCAUAUUAAGCAUUGACUAUUUGAACAAAAUCUUUUUAUUUCUGUCUCUAUCUGUACAUAUUUGUGCAAUUAAAGUACUAAACGUAAAUAUAAUAUGCCUUUUUAACAUCAUAUAAUGAUGUGCUGUUAUUGCGCCAGACAAAUUAGUGAUUCUUACGACGUGCUAUUGUUACGCAACUUGGAAAUUAGGAAUUCACUUAUAUUUCCGCAUGCCUUAUUCUGGAAUUCCAAUUUCGCUAACUUUUCGACCCACGGAAAUAUCCACUUAUACAGUUUACAGAAGGCAGUUGAUUCAUGGUGCAUGAUGAUUAUGAUCAUUAUGAUGAUGGCGAUGAUGAUGAUGAGGGUGAUGAUGAUGAAUUGUGAUAGACUUACUCUUCAGCCUGUAAACAUUUCAGUACUUAGUGCUUUGUCUGUGAUGUUGUACAUUAUAACAAAACUGUUUAAGAUGACCUUUUCAUUGAGGUAGUUUUGAUUGUCUUAACCUUUAGCCUGCUGACGCCAAGUGAUUUUGCCUUUGUGACCAGUGCAGACCAAGAUCAGCCUGCACGGAAGGCUGAUCAUGGUCUGCACUGUUCGCUAUUCAGUCAGUAAAUUGUAAGUUAACACCCCUUUGAAUCAUAAGUGGUACUGCACAAAUUGAAUGAAAGACCAGUCCAUUUAAGAAAUUUAGCAGGGUAAGGGUUAAAAACUGAAAGUAACAGCAAAACGUCAUUUAUCUUGAUGACAAAGAAUAUAUCCUGGAUUCCACAUAUGGCGAUGCAAAUCGUACUAUAAAUAAAUUGCAGCUAAUGUGUUAGGCAAUAUAACUGCCUUUCUGAAGAUUACAUGGCGUAAUGAAAAUGUUAACAUGUGAAAUAAUUCCAGAUAAUAUUGUACAGUAGUCUUGCAGAUCUGUUUUUUCAUAGACAAAUACCUGAGAAUGAGCAAAAGGGGCUGCACAUUUUAUUUGACAUCAUUAUAGAAAAUAUGUAAAUUUACAACUAAGGGAAGUUUCGUUAAAAUUUACAUUUCUGAAUUUUUCAGCUACCAAAAUGUCUUCAGACGUGUUUUUUGUCUCAUUAACUUUCAUUAUAAAAACUUGAUCGAAAUCCAAAUUUUUCAAAUUAGCCACACAAGAAAUCAAGCACACAACUGUGUAUUUACUGUUGGCUGAGUUGAAAAAUUAGGGUUAAACUUACUAAGAUUAGGCCUAAAAAGGAAAAAAAAAAAUUGGGGGGGGGGGGGGGGGGAUUUUUUUAUUAAGUGAGACUUUUCGGAAAUUAUUUUUGUGUCAAAAAAUGAAUACCUUUAGAGCAUCAGUAUGUUGAUUUCUAACAUCACUGAAUCUGUUUAAAGCAUAAAGAGUGCAGUUUUGCAAGUUUUUGUUAAAAAUUUGAAAAAAAAAUUCUCCAAGGCCAUAAAAACAUUUUGGGGCGGGCCAAAAAUUUAGGCUAGGUCACCGAAAUCAAACAAUUUUUUUUUACGUCUUAUUCAUUGUAAGGUAAAAUAAUGAACAUGCUGAACAGCCUUUUAAAAUUUGUUUUAGAUUGUCUUACCUAUCAUCUGCUGGUGUCAAAAACCCUCUGUGUUCAUUUUCGUAACUUUUCAUGAGAGACAAAUAACCUUUUAAUGGACAAAGAAAUUAAAGGCUCCAAACUAUUUCUUAGUAUGGUUGCUGUACAUGAAAUGAACCAGCUUUGACAUGGUGUACAUUUACUCAUGCAAAAUACCUCAAUUAUUUGAACUUUUUUUUUUGUUCAUUUGAAUGAAAUGAAUGCAUUAGGUUCAGAAUAGCAGAAUAUAACCACAGGUUAUUUUAACCUUUAGCCUGCUAAAUUUUUAAAAUGGACUGCUCAGUCAUUGAAUUUGGGCAGUACCAUUUACUAUUCAAAGGGGUGUUCAAUGAAAAUGUACUGGCUGAAUAGCGAACAGUGCCGACCUUGAUCAGCCUGCACAACAUAACCCUGGAAAGAGUAUCAUCUGCAAAGUAUCCUGGCAUCACUCUCUCAAAUGAUCUAACAUGGAAAAAUCACAUAGAAAAUAUCACCAAAAAAGCAGAAUCACUGGCCAGUAGCAGGCUAAAGGUUAAGUAAGUUUUAUGUUUAGAAAGAUGAAUCCAUUAUUUAUUUAAUUCACAGAGGCAAUUAUCAUUGUUUUAUUGUUGUUUUAUAAUGUAACACUAUGCUUUUCUGCUACAUGACCUAUUAAUAUUGUAAUUUAGCUUGUUAUCUUGUGUAAUGUAAAAUGCUGGUAUGUCAUUAGGAGAAUUACCGUAUAUUUCUUUAUUAAUAUCCCUGGGGGCUUUACAUUUUGUGAAAAGGCCUUACUGGUAAUGUAGUUUUUAGUGAAUAUGAACUUUAAAUCCAACUUGGAAUUAAUGAAUUUUACAAAAUUAAUAUAACAUGAUCAUGUUGUUGGUAUUCACUUACAACCUAAAAUAAUUUUUUUCUGAAAAAAAUUAUUAGAAGUUUUCGGUCAUUCAUUAGGUUGGAGGGAAUUAAUAAGGGUAUAUAUGGUAUAAUGUAUUUUAAUGGGUCUUGUGCAAUACUAGGUGACUACAUACAGUAGUACAGGCUCUUGAGUUAUGUAUAAUCCAGACAUAUGUCACCUGACCUCAGUUCUCUUCUGAUAUUAAUUAUUCGCCAUCUGAACAUUUUUGGACACCAUCUUUGAUGUAUUUGUGGGAGCUCUUUUUAUUUAGAGAUGACAGUCUGUCCUACUGUCUUAGCAUUAAUUACCAAAUUGUUUUAAUUUUACUGUUUUGCUUUUAUAUUACAGUAACAUGUCAUAGAAAUUUAAGACUUGUGAAGGUAUUUUAUCAUAUUGCAGAUUAUUAGUCAGUGCCAAAAUUUCGCAGGAUGAUUCCUCUUCAUUUAAAUUUAUUAAGGCUUCAGAACUAAAGUUAUUUUAGCCCGCCCACUUAGCUCAGUAGGUAAGAGCGUUGGUCUACGGGUCGCGGGGUCGUGAGUUCGAUCUUCGGGUGGGGCAUAUGUUCUCCGUGACUAUUUGAUAAACGACAUUGUGUCUGAAAUCAUUAGUCCUCCACCUCUGAUUCAUGUGGGGAAGUUGGCAGUUACUUGCGGAGAACAGGUUUGUACUGGUACAGAAUCCAGGAACACUGGUUAGGUUAACUGCCCGCCGUUACAUGACUGAAAUACUGUUGAAAAACGGCGUUAAACCCAAAACAAACAAACAAACAAAUAAAGUUAUUUUAGUGUUCUACCCAAGACAUAUAAUUGUGUCCUCUCUAACUUACAACGUAUUUAAGUUGCUGGCAAGCGGGGCUGCCACAACCAGUCCAGAGUGUAAUCCCUAGGUCAGAUGUUUGUUCUCUGUGAUAUCAAACAGUAAACCUUACCUCUUCACACAUUCACUUUCUACUCCCUGUUUCAUAUAGAGAAUUUUUCAUUUACUUGUUAAGACAUGUUUAUCACUUGCAUCGAAUCAACAUUGUUUCAAGUCUGUGAAAUCUUAAAUAUAACUUGAAUAAUUUUUGGUGGAAAAUUGAAAUGAGCCGUGCCAUGAGAAAAUCAACAUAGUGGGUGUGCGACCAGCAUGGAUCCAGACCAGCCUGCGCAUCCGCGCAGUCUGGUCAGGCUCCAUGCUGUUCGCUUUUAAAGCCUGUUGGAAUUGGAGAAACUGUUAGCGAACAGCAUGGAGCCUGACCAGACUGAGCAGAUGCGCAGGCUGGUCUGGAUCCAUGCUGGUCGCACACCCACUAUGUUGAUUUUCUCAUGGCACGGCUCAAAUAAACCAACAAAAACUAAGAAACAGUUUAUGGCUUAUCCUCACACUGUUGAUGGAUUAUGAUCUGAAUAUUGACAAGCAUCUACUAACGUACUGUUCAGAUAACUCUUGACUUAUUUAUGGAUUUUUGUUAAUAGAUCAGCAACAUUUAACAGCUUCAUUGUAUCUUGUGAUUUUAUUAUGUUUUAAAAUGAUUAAACCUGCAAUCUAUUUUACAUUUGUUAAAACUUGCAGAAUAUUGAAUUGAUUUAUUCUGUAAAUGUCAAAAUGAAACAAUUAAAAUCGAAUCUUAUAUUCCCAAGGAAUGAGUGCAAAUAUAUUUAUUAUUCCCCCCCCCCCCCAAGAUAAAAAGUAUAUGGGGUUUUUAUUGGAGUUACACUUGUCUGUCAGUCCAUCUGAUGGUCAGUCUCCUUCUUUCCAUCCGUCCAUCCACUCCGUAUCUUUGAAAUCAGUGGGAAGAUUUUCAUAACAUUAACAUCAGUUGUUUACCUCACCCUAGGUGAUGGCAGAGCACACAACCCAGUCACUAGAUGCAAGGUCAAGGUCACACUUUGAUUUCAUAUGUCAGAUACCUUUGUGUCCAGCUAUCUCUUCUAAACUGCUGGGAAGAUUUUCGUAAAACUAAUAUUAGUUAUUUACCUCAUCAAGACAACAUACAGUGUGCGCAACCCAGGUCCUUUGGUCCGUGGUCAAAUGGCUUAAUUUUGUGUCCACUCCACAUCUUGUAAACCACCGGGAAGAUUUUCAUAGAACUAAUAUUAGUUGUUUACCUCAUCAAGACAACAAGCAGAGUACACAACUCGGAUCCCUAGGUCCAAGGUCAAUGUCACACUGAAAUGUCAAAAGUCAAAUAGCUUAACUUCAUGUUUGCUCCAUAUCUCUAAAAUGCUUAAAACAUUUUCAUGAAACAAGCAUCAGUUGUUCACCUCACCAUCAUGAUGUUCAGGGCCCAUGAUCCAGGUCAGUAAAUCCAAGGUCAAGGUCACAGUUUGAGGUUAAAGAUCAAAUGGCUUAAAUUCGUAUCCACAUAAUCUUCUGAAUCCUUUGAAUUAUUCUCUGAAAACUAGUUGUUAAAAACAGUUGUUAACCUCAUGAAGGUGACAUACAGAAUGCACAACUCUGGUUACUAGGUCAAGGUCACACUUAAAGGUCAAUGGUCAUGAUCACAGCAGUUCAGUUUACUUUUUGUUUAUCAAAACAGCAUCUGGGGUUAAUAAUCGCCUUUAGUGAUAGCUCUAAUUGAUUGUAAAUUGUGAUAGUUGUCAUGUUGUUAUUACUGUAAAGCCUACUCUGUGUUCUGUAUAGCUAAGUAAACAAUGAAUUUCUCUUUUAUCGAUGGACGAUGUAGUAAAUUCUGUGCCAAAAAAUAGAAAUUGUUCAAGUAGCAUGGCUUUUGAAGGUUAAACUUCCGAACACUCUUCCCUAUAUUUAUAUGUAAUAAAAUCUUAAAACAUG
Messenger RNA from Mercenaria mercenaria, 11770 nucleotides. RefSeq names its product phosphatidylinositol 4-kinase alpha-like. Gene Ontology annotation, biological process: phosphatidylinositol-mediated signaling; phosphatidylinositol phosphate biosynthetic process. The transcript has 49 exons. Bases 48 to 6371 code for a protein of 2107 amino acids. The record is from RefSeq and is a predicted model, not a curated record. Lineage: Eukaryota; Metazoa; Mollusca; Bivalvia; Venerida; Veneridae. Gene Ontology annotation, cellular component: plasma membrane; cytoplasm. Gene Ontology annotation, molecular function: 1-phosphatidylinositol 4-kinase activity.